AUGUCUGUUAUGUUACUACUAAUAAAAUAUGCAUACUAUAAUACUAAGUCUGAAUAUGGUAAGUUCACUGUUAGUUAUGUUAUAUUGUUUAAAGAUAAUGAUAUACCUUUUACUAUUGGUCCAACUAUAACCUUUAGAGAAGAUUGGAAUAAUUUACCUAUAUUUGACCAAUUAUAUAAACUUAUAUUAGAGAAAAGUGAGAUAUAUGAUUCGCUUGAAAUAAAAACUAUCAUUAUAAGAAUAUAUCUUUUUGAUCGAAAACCUUGCGAAUCACCUUUAUUGUCCUAUGAAGAGGUGGGUAAAUUGAUACAUGAUAGCUUAAACAGCAAUGUUGUUGUUGAACAUAAAGAACCGCGAAAAAUACGAGCAUCUAAAAAGAAGCGUACUUAUAGUAAAUUUAUAACAGCACUCAAAACAGGUGAUAAGCUAAGGCAGCAUUUCAUUGUUGCUGAUACCGAAACUAUUAUGAUUAAGGAAGAACAAAACCCUUACACGGAAGUACAUGUCCCUUACGCUAUAGGAUUCUUAUUAGUAAGACCCGGUAAUGAUAUAUGUUAUAAUAUGAUUGAGACUUAUUUCAGUGAAAGUUACAUAACUCAUAAGGAUAUACAUGAAAGGAGUAAAAAGAUGUUGUCUGACUUUAUAGAACGUUUAGUAGUUGUUGUUAGACAAAAAAAAUUGGUUAAAUCAGUCUAUUUCCACAACUUCUCUAAAUUCGAUGGUAUAAUGAUAUUAAAACAUUUGGUUAUAAAUGCUAAGAAGUACACAAUAAAACCACUUAUGAGGAACAAUAGGCUAUACGAGGUUGCCGUAUAUAAUGAUAAUAAACUGAUAUUUAAUCUAAGGGAUUCCUUAACUCUGCUCCCGGGUUCACUUAAAGAUUUAGCUCAAAAUCUCUGUCCUCACUUAGGAAUUAAGGGUUCAAUCAACCAUGACGAUAUAAAACUAGAUAAUAUAAGUUUACUCAAAAAUCAAUUGAUAGAAUAUCUUAAACAGGAUAUCAUUUUAUUGGGUGGGAUAAUACUUAAGGCUCAAGAUAUAUUGUGGAAUACUUAUCAAAUAGAUAUUCUGAAUAAUUUAACAAUAUCAUCACUAGCACUAGCAAUCUUUCGUACUAAUUAUUACGAUCCUGACAUAUGGCCUAUCUAUAUACCUAAUAUUAAUGAAGAUACCACUACGCCAAAAUUGGCUUUUAACAGCACACCUACGACAGCGCUUAUGCCCAAAAGCGCUUUGAAACACGCUAUUUUUCAGAAACAGUCUUCUUCUCUCACUCCCUCCGCCGUUCUCAACCAGUACUCCUCCUCUCACUCCCUCCGCCGUUCUCAACCACUCCCACGCCACCGUCGUCGUCUCACUCUCACGCCACCGCCGUCGUCGCCACCGCCGGUCUGUGGGAUUUUAGGGUUUUCUUGGUCAAAAUCAACACUUCUUGCUUCAUCCAACCCAUUAUUAAGGUACAUAUAUGAAUGA
Vicia villosa (hairy vetch) is the source of this 1473-nucleotide messenger RNA. Its product is annotated as DNA polymerase-like. NCBI's taxonomy places the organism in Eukaryota, Viridiplantae, Streptophyta, Magnoliopsida, Fabales, Fabaceae. The coding region runs from base 1 to 1473 and encodes 490 amino acids. The record is from RefSeq and is a predicted model, not a curated record. The transcript is spliced from 2 exons. Gene Ontology annotation, molecular function: DNA-directed DNA polymerase activity; DNA binding; nucleotide binding. Gene Ontology annotation, biological process: DNA replication.